AUGGUAAAAAUUUUUAAUCAAUCUCAACUCUAAAGCCAGCAUCAUAGCAACUAAAUCAAUCAAAAAGAGAACUAACUAAUUCAAAGAAUACUGGGUCUAUUCGAUAGUUAGAAUAAUACUAUUAAAAAUUUGAAACUAAAGUAAAUUGCCUAAAAUUUAAUUGAUGAAAAUAUCCAUUUAGGUCAUAAUAAUGACUUAAUAAAUGCUAUUUUCGAAUUACUGGAUUAAAAACUCCUCAUAUAGAUUAAAGACUCAUUUAGAUUGCCUUAUUAGAUUUAAGGUGGAUAAAACUAACAAAAUAUCAAAGAUAAAUAAGGCUUAAUAGAUGAAGAAGUUAAAAAAGAAUUGGAUUAAGAGAUAAUAUAAGUUGGAAAACAAUAAAAUAAAUUAGAAAAGGCUUAAAAUAAAAUUACAAAGAUUAAAAAUGAGAAGAAAAUCUAACCUAAAAAUGAUAAAAUUUUGCAACCACAUACGCCUCUCACUACAACGUAAAAUGGAAAAGUAAGAUUAAUGAAAUAUAAAAAGUAAAUGAACAUAAUUGAUGAUAUACCUAAUGAGAAACUAUAAUAAGUAUAAAACCAGCAGAAGCACCAUAAAGUUAUAUACAAAGCUAAAAUAGGAAAAUUCAAGCCUGGGUUGAAGAACCUUCUAGGCUUUUGUAAUGAAAUUGAAUCUCGUUCUCAAUGA
Stylonychia lemnae is the source of this 687-nucleotide messenger RNA. The record is from the annotation of a GenBank genome assembly. Lineage: Eukaryota; Ciliophora; Spirotrichea; Sporadotrichida; Oxytrichidae.